Miniopterus natalensis is the source of this 5397-nucleotide messenger RNA. Lineage: Eukaryota; Metazoa; Chordata; Mammalia; Chiroptera; Miniopteridae. The record is from RefSeq and is a predicted model, not a curated record.
AGCUUGCCCCAGGCCAUGUCAGUUUGGGGACAGGUAGGAGAAUGCUUUCACUGCACGGCCCAGCACCACGUGUGACACAGGAUGUCUCAGAGGGAGAGCGCAGUUUUCGCCUAUGAGUCCUCGGUGCACAGCGCCAACGUCCUGCUCAGCCUCAACGACCAGCGGAGGAAGGAUGUGUUGUGUGACGUCACCGUCCUCGUGGAGGGACAGCCGUUCCGUGCCCACCGGGCCGUGCUGGCGGCCUGUAGCUCCUACUUCCACGCGCGAGUCGUGGGCCAGGCCGACGCAGAGCUCAGCAUUUCUCUCCCAGGAGAGGUGACAGUUAAAGGAUUUGAGCCUCUCAUUCAGUUUGCCUACACCGCUAAGCUGUCCUUAAGCCAGGACAAUGUGGAUGAUGUGUGCAGGUCUGUGGAGUUUCUCGGUGUCCAUGAUAUUGAGGAGUCCUGCUUUCAGUUUCUCAAGUUCAAGUCUUUGGACUCCACCACAGACCGGCGAGAAUGUCCAAGGAAGGUGUGCUUCCCACCACACUGUCUGAAGACAGGCCUCCAGGUCCCACUUCUGGACAACAGGGAUUUGGAAACGAAUGAGGUAGAGGAAUUUUUGGAAAAUAAAAAUGUUCAGGUUCCUCAGUGUAAACCCUGUGGACAUCCAGGAAAUACAAGGCCAUCACCGUCUCUGCAGGACAGUGCCAGCCAGACGUGCGGGUCCCUGUGCUUGGAGAAGGGCCCUGCGCUGGCUUUGCCAUCACUGUGUCCCAAAUACAGAAAAUUCCAGAAAGCGUUUGGCACUGACAGAGUCCGGGCAGUGGAGUCUGGGUUCCAAGACGCUCAUACUUCUGUUCAGCCAAGUGAGGCAUCUGAAAAUGAGUGUCUGGGAGGAACACAGGGCUGUGCAGGGCAGGCGAUUUUAAAAUGUGAAGAGAGUGGAGUCGUGCUGGAACAGGAAGACAUCAAGGAAGAACCUGCCUCUCAGUGCCCCUCGGAGGAGACAGAAGGGGCACCUCUCCUCCCCGGGUCCUCCACAGACCCCCCGGGGCUCUACUCGCUGUCCCUCCUGCAUACCUAUGAUCAGUAUGGGGACCUCAAUUUUGCUGGUAUGCAAAAUACCACAGUGUUAACAGAAAAGCCUCUGUCGGGCCCACAUGUGGGAGAAGAGAAAACGUUUGCUGAAAGUCAUGAUCUGCAUCUGAAGUCUGACUCCGGCCCCAGGGAGGAGAGUGGCCUCACUCCUAGUGACCGGAGCAGCGUGGAGCGGGAGGUGGCCGAGCACCUGGCCAAGGGCUUCUGGAGCGACAUUUGCAACACGGAUGCCCCUUGCCAAGCACAGCUGUCCCCUGCCGUGGCCAAGGAUGGGUCAGAACAGGUCCACACACAGAAGCGGUCUGAGUGCCCCUGGCUCGGGAUCAGGAUUAGCGAGAGCCCAGAACCAGGCCCAAGGACCUUUGCAACGUUGAGUUCUGUCAACUGCCCUUUUAUAAGUACUCUGAGUGCCGAAGGCCAUGCAAGCAGUUUGGAAAUUGGAGCCGACGAUUAUGUCUUGGAGCCUCGGCAGGAACCGUGUCCGUAUGCUUGUGUGAUUAGCCUGGGGGACGACUCUGAGACGGACACCGAGGGGGACAGCGAGCCCUGUUCAGCCCGAGAACAGGAGUGUGAGGUAAAACUGCCAUUUAAUGCACAGCGAAUAAUUUCCCUCUCUCGAAAUGAUUUCCAAUCCUUGUUGAAAAUGCACAAGCUGACUCCAGAGCAGCUGGACUGCAUCCAUGACAUUCGAAGGAGAAGCAAGAACAGGAUUGCCGCCCAGCGCUGUCGUAAGAGGAAACUGGACUGUAUACAGAACCUCGAGUCGGAGAUCGAGAAGCUGAGCGAGAAGGAGAGCUUGCUGAAGGAGAGAGACCACAUCCUGUCCACGCUGGGCGAGACGAAGCAGAACCUCACUGGGCUCUGCCAGCAGGUCUGCAGAGAGGCAGCUCUGAGCCAGGAACAGAUACAGAUACUCGCCAAGUACUCGGCCUCGGACUGCCCACUCUCCUUCUUAAUUUCUGAGAAAGAAAAAAGUACUUCUGAUGGUGCUCUUGUGUUUCCUCCACUUUUGAGUUUAGUGGAGGGACCUCCAGCUGCACCGCCUGCUGGGGAACAAAGUCCCUGCUACCCUGUUGGGAAGGGCAGUGCGCAGGGCCCGGAGUCACAGCCGGGCUCCAGGGUGGCCUUGGAUCACGCGGGGCGCGUGGAGCAGUGCAGGCAGAGUGCGGGCAUCUCAGACUUCUGCCAGCAGAUGACAGAUAAAUGUACUACUGACGAGUGACCCUCGCUCCCUCCCUUCGAACCACCCAGGCUUCUGUUGAAGUUCUGAUGUGUCCUGAGAGCCUCAUCCAGCCACCUGUCUCCUCACAGUACUGUUUCCCUCGUAGUUGCUGUAGGGGAUUCCUCUGAGGCCAGCCCUGACUUCUUGACUCCACAAGUGAUGCAGAAAUGAAUUCCCUCCUGGAUACUUAGAGAUCACAUGUAAACACAUAGUCAGGCUUUGGAACUCCUGUUUCAAAGAGUAGUAACAACGCUCCCUUUACACAGAAUACGUGAGAGCAAUGACUACCUGGAGACGUCUGCAGGUGGUUUCCAUGGAGGAAGGAGCCAGAGAAGGUUCAGUGGUCUGACCUGCAAUGCACAGGUAUAAAGAAGGCAGGCCCUGGAUGCUAAUGUGCUCAUCAGCAGGGUCAGCUGCCUGGGAUGUUUGUGAGCUUCUGAGUCUGGAGCUUGGCUUCUCAGCUCCUGCUAAGCCAGGAGUGGGUUGCCUGCAUGGUGACCCCUGAGCUCCAUUGGGACUUUGGGAAACAGGGCAGGGGGGUGGCCUGAGGCAGAGGCUCUGCUCCUUGGACUUUCUGGAGCAUAAACAGUGGGUGAGAGUCCUGUCCCCUUGUUCCUUUCAGUCUCCACCACCUCUGGGUCCACCAGAUCUUUCUUUUUCCUGACAUUCUUUCCCUUUGGAGGGAGAAAUAGGAUUCAGGGUUCAGGGGCUUGAGUGAGCGCAGGCAGUGUUACUUAGGCUCCCUAGACUGUGAGGGCCUGCCUGCCAGACGUCAGGGGAGAGGGAUGCCCACAUGAUUAGGAGAGGCAGAUCCUGUGGUUUACUUGUAAACAGCAUUGUUGUGGAUAAAAUGCCUCUAGAACAACUGUGUAGGUUUGUGAAACAGGAUGAUACUUGAUCUUGUUUCAUUGUGUGUUUGAAUUUGGAAACCAGAUCAAAUCUUGCUGUCUUCCAAGUCUGGCGUAUCAGGCACACAGGGCAUUUUACAGUCAUCUUUGUGUUCAUUCAGUGCUGUUUAAAGGACAGCUUUCAUCAUCUGUGUGCUCCCCCAUAACAGGUUAGGCAGCCUGCUGUUACAGACUUGUUUGAAAAUAAAAACUAGACUUGACCUCCUACAAUUAAGAGAAGAAAAGCAUAUAUUCUCAUUCACAGAAACAUUUGCAGAGCCCAGUUUUAAAGGGUACAAAGGAGUAAUUUAGGGUGUUUGGUUUAGAAAGUGCUUCACCUGGGAGCUUCCUAGGUGAGUCCUGAAGCUUGCGAAGGCCUGUGUGGCCUGUGUGGGAGAUGCUGCAGUCCUGUGGGAGCGAGUCUGAACACGGAGGCCUUUGCUGUGAGGCUGCGGGGACCACUGCAUGUUUCAGAAGCAUUUGUCAGAUGGACCCUUCUGAUGGGGUGGUGGUUGGGCAGGUGUUCCCAGUGUAUGUCCAGUGGCUCCUAUGUUGUCUCUGUUUCUGACUUAGUGGUUAUAAGAGAAAACUAGCUGGGCUUGUUUAUAUUCUAGAGGCUUUUAUAAAUACUCAUGAAUGUGUCAGGAAGAAUGAUACUCUGUGGUAAUGCAUCCCGUCCUGUAAAAUAAGUGUGCGUGUGUACACAAAAACAUCCCCACGUAGCUGUCUCUUUGAUACUUGUGAUUUUAAGUUUUAACUUCAAAAUAUAAAAUAAUAUAAAAACUUUUCUGGUUUACAAAAUGUAAAAUCUUGUACAAGCCAAUGGAAUCCUUGAUUUCCUACCUCAGUGGACACUCAGCUGUCUGUCAUACCAGUGUGUGCCUGCGUGUGUGAGCAGGUGUGUGCAUGCACAUGUGCCUGUGUGUGCGUGUGCGCAGGUGUGUGCAGGUGUCACAUGACCUUUGCUUAAUUGCCCCUAUAAGUAACGGCUUUGAAAGCUUCCUUCCUAUUUUAUGAUAAAACCUAAUUGUCGCCAGAGUUUAAACAUGCUUUUUAAGGCACUAGGUUUAAAUUUAUCUCUGCCUAUAAACAUUUUAGCAUUAAGGAUUUAUUUUAAUGACAUUCUGAUUAUUGGCCAAGUGUAACAUUUUGUAAAACAUAGCAUUGUUUUAAUAGCCAGCAUGUAGUACAAGAAACUACACUACCUCAUACCUCCAUGAUUUUCAAGUUGUAACAGAGGGACAGGAAGAUAAGAAACAUUUUAUCUUUGUCUUUGGGCUGUAAGGUGGGAAAUUUUUCUAUAUAUUGCACAGGGUUACACACAUGCCUAUUUUAAAGUUAACUUCUAAAGAAGUGUUUUUCUAAACGUGUGUUUCAGUUGAUGUUCUGAGGGCGUGAAAACAAGUGUAUCGUGUGUGCAUAGUGCACAUGCUUCCUUCCUGAGCAGUCCAUGGGGGUGUUUCAGGAUGUCUGCUGUGUGUUCACACAGUCACGGUCCCCUGGUUUGUGAGCCGGCUUCCCAGUGCUCGAUGACUUUUACAAAGCUGCUGUAUCUAACUCAGCAAAAUAACAUUACCUUAAAUUUAUUAUUAUUUCACUUCACCUGUAGCACAUGAUUUGUUGUUUGGUGGUUAUGCUCAAAGCAAACAUGGAUAUAAUCCUUGCUGUCCCUUUGUAACUUACAACACAUUCUCUGUAGCUUAAUGCUUAGCCCGUGUUGAGUUAGGAAUUUCAUAUGUUUGAUGUGGUAGAUGAUACAGGGCGCCUGUGCACAUGGCCCCAUCAACAACUUGGAAAAAUUCAGACAUGGCAACAUGAUGAUGAAUUCUCAGGUGAACUUUUUCAGUUAUAAAACAUCUAUUUUGAAUUUGUAAAUAUUUGUAAGUGUUUUAUUAAGGCUUGUAAUAAACUGUUCUCUGAAACCUGUUGGGUAAAUGAAAAUGGAAAGCCACAGUGGUGUACUAAUUGUAAAUAAACAUCUAUUGAUUUUUUUGUAUCUUUCUUAAUAUAAUUUUCUAACAAUGCAAUAAAACCACUAAAUUUAUAUACCCAUAUCCUAUUAAGGCCAUGUUUCAUUAAAGGUAAACUUCCAUAGUGUUUAAUUUAUAUUUUCUCCUGUAUGUGCUUACCCAAAUGUAGCAAAAUGAUACAUGUUAGAUGUUGGCGAUAACUGGACAAAUAAAAUUCCCUAGAAUUGCUUCUAAUUGAA